CAGAACAUGGAAGGGGAGUUUCAACCAACUACCCUCCAUAUCUUCAUUGAUCGGAACCAUGACACCUUUCAACCAACAUUUUUCCACUCCCACACUGCUUUUCAAACUAUUCAACACACAAUAACUGAGUUGGCUGCUGUUUUUACCCCUUUCGUAAGCACUCUCGUACCAAAACGAGGAAGGAAUUUAUGUUGCACAUGUUUUUAUUUCCUCCCAUAAAUCUUUCUUGUUCCAAACGAUGUAUUAUUAUCACCUGUUGUUUUUGGACGUUGUAAAUGUGUUAAUUUAUACGAAUUAUGCAGCUUGCCGAGUUCGAUGGUUGAAAUGAUGGACCCUACGCCAUGGUCUUACCAGGGUUCAUCAAUGGCAGCGCCUCUCACCUUCGUCCCAACCCGCUGCCCCGGUUUCCACCGAACUCCCCGGUUCUUAAUGAAACACAACCAAACCACGGGGUACAUGCAAGGACUGGGAAUAGUGAAAGGGCACUCUCGUGGGAACCAUAGGGUUCUUGGUCAUUCAAGUCCCAGGACAACUGAAGGACCAAGUUCACAAAAUUGGGAGGGUGAGAGUGCGCCCGUUUCAAGUGGUGGAAGGUUUCUUCGGAAACUGCAAGACGUGGAUCGACUACAUCACAAAGACCAGAAAGAGCACAAAGGACUACCAACGGUGUGGUGAUAAGAGAUCCCAACGUUGUACUUCCGAAACCCCACCACCAGGGAACUAAUAUUGCCAGGCUGCUGUAACACUACUCGAAAUUUGCAUACUCAAAUUGCUUUUGACAAUUCUCACUACUAGAAAUUGGACCUAUGUUAAAGAUCAUGACACUCCAUGGUAAAGGCGCUUUGAAAGGACGAAUACAGAGUGCAGCAAAACCACAAACACAUGGAAGGCAGAUCGAAGAAAAAGCCAGAAGAAAAGAAGAAGAAAGAGAUUUUAUUGAUAAACGGUGUCAGAAAACUUAGUUUACAGGAAAUGUAUUAAUAUAAACAAUCUUAUUAGUUGGGGGAUGCAUAUAUACAUAUGAAGCCCCAAUACUUAGUAAUACCAUAGGAAUAUGGAAAUGUUAUACCUGAUUACAAGUUAUAGAAUAUUCUACAUAGAUGUAAAAUAUU
Vigna unguiculata (cowpea) is the source of this 1112-nucleotide messenger RNA. RefSeq lists its product as uncharacterized. NCBI's taxonomy places the organism in Eukaryota, Viridiplantae, Streptophyta, Magnoliopsida, Fabales, Fabaceae. The record is from RefSeq and is a predicted model, not a curated record.